GCUUCUCCGGAGGCCGCGAGGCCCGCGACCCAGGAAGUAGGUGGAACGGUAGGGUUCGUUUACUCCUGGGGCUGCCGUACCAUGGCUGAAACAGACACUGACAGAAGCCAGAUUGAGAAACUCUUAAAAAGAGUACAAGAACUGGAGCAAGAAGUACAAAGACUUAAAAAAGAACAGUCAAACAACAUCAAAGACCCAAACAUUAAAGAAAAUUCUUUAGGAUCUGCAAAAGCUAAGCGUGCAUUUGAUUUCAGUGCCCACAGCCGAAGACAUGUAGCCCUAAGAAUAGCCUAUCUAGGCUGGGGAUACCAGGGCUUUGCUAGUCAGGAAAAUACAGACAACACCAUCGAAGAGAAGCUAUUUGAGGCUCUGACCAAAACUCGACUGAUAGAAAGCAGACAGACUUCCAACUAUCACAGAUGUGGGCGGACGGACAAAGGAGUUAGUGCCUUUGGUCAGGUGAUUUCUCUUGACCUGCGGUCUCAGUUUCCAAGGGACAAAGAUUCACAAGAUCUUAACUUCAAAGAUGAAGUCGAUGAUGCCAAAGAGAUCCGUUAUACCCACAUCCUCAAUCGGGUUCUCCCUCCAGACAUCCGUGUCCUGGCCUGGGCUCCUGUAGAACCGAGCUUCAGUGCUAGGUUCAACUGUCUGGAACGCACUUACCGCUAUUUUUUCCCUCGCGCUGAUUUAGAUAUUGUAAAGAUGAAUGAUGCAGCUCAGAGGUACGUUGGUACCCAUGAUUUCAGGAACUUGUGUAAAAUGGAUGUAGCGAAUGGAGUGAUUAAUUUUCAGAGGACUAUUCUGUCUGCUCAAGUACUACUAGUGGGGCAAAGCCUAGGUGAGGAGAGAUGGCAAGAACCUUUCCAGUUAUGUCAAUUUGAAGUGACUGGGCAGGCUUUCCUUUAUCAUCAAGUCCGCUGUAUGAUGGCUGUCCUCUUUCUGAUUGGCCAAGGAAUGGAGAAGCCAGAAGUUAUUGAUGAGUUGCUGAAUAUAGAGAAAAAUCCCCAGAAGCCCCAAUAUAGCAUGGCUGUGGAGUUUCCUCUAGUCUUGUAUGACUGUAAGUUUGAAAACGUCAAGUGGCUCCAUGAUCAAGAGGUUCAGGAGUUCAAUGUUACUCACCUGCAGCAGCUAUGGGCUAAUCAUGCCGUCAAAAGCCACAUGUUAUAUAACAUGCUGCAAGGGUUGGACUCUGUUGUGUUACCCUGUACAACAGGACCGAAGAUGGAUGGAACAACAGAACGGAGAAACAGUAAGCCCUCUGUCAUAAAGCAGACCAGUGCCUUUGUAGAAGGAGUAAAAAUGCGCAAGUAUAGACCCCUCAUGGAUCGCCCCAAGUGCCAAGGACUGGAAUCCCGGAUCCAGCAUUUUGUUCGUAGAGGACGCAUUGAGCACCCACAUUUAGUCCAUAAGGAAGAAACAAAAGCCAAAAGGGACUGUUGUGACACACUUGAAGAACAGAAUACUAUUUUGGAGAAACCAAAGAAGAAGGUCUGUGUAGACGGGGAAAUUAAAAGCAUCAUUUAAUCACAGCAAACACAUGAGGGUCUAAGCGACUACAACCUGUUAGUACAGGCAGGCAGAAAAGAAAUGCAGAACAUUUCAUUGCAGGAAGUUGUGGAAAUUCUCACGAUCACCUCUUAAAAAAAAAUUGUAAGGCCUGAUUAAGGAAGUUCUUAAGAAAGAGACCAAGCUGGCUGUGGUUGUGCAUGCCUGUAAUCCCAGCUCUCAGGAGAUUGAGGCAGGAGGACCACUGUGAGUUCCGAGUACACUACUAUACAGUGAGUUCAAGGCCAGUGAACAACAAAAGAUUGAGACCAAACAUUUUGUCAUUCCUGUCCAAAGGAGUAAAAGAAAAAGCAAAAAGUGAUUAUAAUUUAUGUACAUCUAGAAACAUGUGCCUUGUGUUUAAAUUCAUUAAAACUUGAU
Messenger RNA from Octodon degus (degu), 1926 nucleotides. It is a transcript of the gene Pus3, whose product is annotated as pseudouridylate synthase 3. Gene Ontology annotation, biological process: mRNA pseudouridine synthesis; tRNA pseudouridine synthesis. Gene Ontology annotation, cellular component: cytoplasm; nucleus. The record is from RefSeq and is a predicted model, not a curated record. Gene Ontology annotation, molecular function: RNA binding; pseudouridine synthase activity. Bases 82 to 1524 code for a protein of 480 amino acids. Lineage: Eukaryota; Metazoa; Chordata; Mammalia; Rodentia; Octodontidae. The transcript is spliced from 4 exons.